CACAACAAUUAAUAUGACUGUAUAAAAUUUUAUAUACAUCUAGAUUCUUUGACUCUAAAAGAUGUGUAAAAUUAGAAGAUAACUUGAAUGAUAUUGGUAUAAAAAUUUGAUAUUUGAAUAAAAUGUAAAGGAAAUUGUAACAGCAUAUGCUGUAGAUCAGCUAGCUCCCCAUAUAUAUAUUUUCAAGUCUUAUUUUUUUGUAGACUGGAGUCAUACAGUGAUUGCUUCUUAUUCGGAAUACAUAGUUAGAAAAACAUCAAGAGGUAGAAACAAUACAAUUAUCAAUAAAUCAGUUUAACUGGCAGCCUAUGCAGAUGACAUAAAUAUCAUGAGCAGAACCAAAGCAACAGACGAGAAUACGCACACGGAACUUAAAUUACAUGCUAAUCAAAUAGGCCUGUCAAUAAACACAAAAAAACAUUAAAAUCAUAGUACAAAGACGAUCAGAGAAACAAAACCCUACACUUACUGAAAAGUAGAUAGCUUUAUCUAUUUAUGAGUCAACAUCACAAUAUCACAAAAGACAACAUUGACGAUGCAGAGCUUAAAGAAAAACAUCCUAGCCAAUUCGGAUUACUUUGCUAUGAGCCCAAUAUAUAAAUCACCAGACGUACACCAAAGAACAAGAUACUAAUCUACAAUUGUACUGUACAAAUGUAAUGAGACUAAUACUAGACCCUAUAAACUGGAAGAAAACAGGUUUCAAAAACUGUUGAAUGCAAGAAUGCAGGGGAAGAGACCUACUGGAAGACUGAGAAAGCAAUGGGAGGAUAAUGUGGGUGAGGACGCAAGAAAUCUCAUUAGCAGUUGAUUGUGGAGGAUAUAGACUGUAACGAAUUGGAAAGAUUUGCUUAGAGAGGCCAGGGCUCGAAUCGGACUGUAGAGCCAUAGGGUUGAUUGAGCAAAGAAAAAAUUCAAAAACAAAUAAAAAUCCAGGCUCUGCUUCAACAAUUAAAAACUGUAUGUGGUUGUAAUAUAGAAAAAAUUAUCAUCUUUAAAUAAGAUAUAUGAACAUAACAGAAUAUAAAUAUCCAGUAGUAUAUCAAAUCAAUGCUUAUCCAUAUACUUGCAAACCACAGCCUCAAAACAUAGAAUAAGUAUAAAUGAAUCUGUAAUCUACAUUUCGAGCAGAUCCAGACAUCCAACACGGAAUUUAAGAGAAAUAUGAAUACUAUUUAAAUUAAAAUACAUUGCAAUUCAGUAUAAGGAAAUACUUGAGACAUGCUGAUGACACUAAAAAACGCAUCAAAUCAAGAAGAAAUGGAAAACAUGAGAUGUCUGGAGGAGAAAAGCAAAACAUAUGGACUAAAGCUAAAUAGGAGUAAGACAAAGAUCAAGAUAGUAGAUAGAGCUCAGAAAAAUCUUCAUUACAUUAAAGAAAUUGGCGGCUUUGAAGUAGUAAAUAGUUUCAUAUACCUGGAGUCCCUAAUAACAAAUGACGGAGGGUGUGAUAGAGAGAUACGUAGAAGGUUGACUAUUGCUAUAACAGCUAUGAUGAAACUGGUAACUGUUUCGAAAAAUUCUAGCCUAACAAGACACACAAAACUAAGGCUGGUAAGGGCACUCAUUUUUCCCAUAGCCACAUAUGCAUCCGAAACGUGGACCUUAAAGAAAGCGGAUAAAAAUAAACUAGAUGCUUUUGAAAUGUAAGUAUACCGCUACAUGUUAAGAAUAUCCAGGAUUGAUCAUCGCACUAAUGUAUCGAUAUUAGAACAACUUAAAGGAUAGAUUGCUUAAACAAAUACAACAGAGAUAUUUGCAGUAUUUUGGACACAUUGCUAGAAGAACAGGUACGAUGGUAAAACCGAUAGUUGAGGGUGAAUUAAAGGAAAGAAACCUAGGGUAAGUUCUCCAAGCCGUUGGGUAGAUCAAACAAAAAUCUUCCUAAGACUGUUGAAAGAGCUUCUGGCUUUUUCAAUGCGAAUUUUUAUUUUGUAGCUGUGAUCCCAAAUAUCCUUAAUAUUGCAGCCCAAAUAGCAUAUUUUUUGCACUCUUUCUAACACUGUAUCAUUAAUUAUAAUUUGGGCGUCUAUGCUUGCGUUUAUACUUGCUACAUACAUUUAGGAAUUUUUGACAGGAAAUGCUUUUAAUACAUCAUUUAUAAUAGCUUUCCCCCAAAUAUCAUUUCUUACAAAAGAAGUUCUUGAACAAUAUAGUAACCCCUUUUUGAUGACGCCACUGUCUACUAUUUAAAAUUAUCAGGAAUCCAAAAAUGAAUUUAAUUUGAGAAGCAAAUAAUAAUACGAAAAUGUGUAGCUUGUAAUCAAAACGUGUUUUAAAGAUAACAUAAAAAUUGAAUACAUUAAUAAACUAGUGCAAGUAAAAUAAAAAUAGUAACUUCAUUUCUUUAGAAUUGUUCCAGGAUUAAUUCAUGGGCAGAAUGGAAUUUAUAUAUUAUGUAAAUUACGGUGUCAAUAUAUAUCACUGUGUGGAGUGUGAUCCUUGUAUCAUUAAGGCCCUACUCUGUUUCAAUGCAUGUGAAUUCAAUUAACUUAUUAGAUUGUCAGGACAAGUACUAUAUUCCAAUAGCAUCUGCCUUAUGCAUUCUUUAAGAACAAGGACCCAACUUCACUGUAGAUAGAUUCCAACUGAACACUAAUCACUACAAAGAACUCAUUGUAAAAUCUUUAGUUUUAUAUUUUGACAACAAACUAAAUUGGGAGCAGCACAUAUGUAUGUUUGUUAAAAAAUUACCAGCAAUAACCAUAUUGGAACAAUUUGCAUAAUAUCUAAAUUAAGCAUAGAGAGGAAACAUGUAUUUCUCCUUACUCGCAGGCAUCUUAAAUACCUUAUAUCUACCACAAAAUGUUUAAAAGACAAGAUAUUGACUACCAACUACUACCAUACUACUAAUUUUCUUAAAUCACUAAUUUCGAUGUUGAUAAAUGGUUUUGUAUAUCAUCCACAAACUUUUUGUAAGAUGUGAUGAUUUGUUCAGCUGUGUAUCAAUUUUAAAAACGUUUUAAGUAAGUCGCUCAUUAGGCUAAUUUGUACUGUAGUCUUUGCACAUUUUUGCAUUUAAUUUUUUGCUUUAGUUACAAAGGUCAACUUUAACCAACUUGUACAUAUAUUUUGUAAAAUAUAGUUGCUAUCCAUUUUAUUCCCUGUUCAUACAUAAGUUUCAGUAAUUCUGCACAAAACUUGUCAGCUAUACCAUCUUUAGUUUUUUUCAUAGUUGAUGUGACUUCUUCAAUGGUAAUUGGAGAUCCUCUUUGGGUUAAGGAUAUUCAAAUGAUUCAUCACAUCCGACAAAAAGCUAAAUCAAAUAGUCAUAUUUCAUGCUUUAAGUAACUCAGUAUCAUCGCCUUGUUCAUAUAGAACACAAGUAAUUUCAAGUAGUAGUUCUUGGAACCUGUUUAAAAAGUUUUCACAGCUCAACUACCUUAUGUAGUUGAGCCGUUGUGGUUAUAAAAAAGUGAAUUAUCAAAUUAUAUGAUACAGCAUAAAACACUUGCUCGGGUACCUCCGUCGCUUAUAAGCGUUCGGUACGUAUUUAUAUAUUUAUUUACAUUUCUUAGUCGGGAACACGUAAAAGUAAGUUACAAAAUAGCGGCAUCCAACCUGUUAAUAGAAAUAAGUUUCAGGCGGGAAAACCUGUUAACAAAGGGUUUAAUAAAAAAUGAUUACUCAUUGUAAUUUAUAAACAAGGAAUUUCACAUUGGAUUGAAGAAAGGAAACAACACACCACAUGAAAUCUAGAAACAUUCACAAAAAUGGAUUUAAAGAUGACAACAAUAUGAUAUGUAAACAUCUUAUCAGAAAAGUGAAAAAGUCAUGAAAUAAAUACAUCACGACAUUUAAAACAAUGAAUACACAUCUAUUCUGUCCAAAAUCAAACCUAACAACACCAAAAAAGUGAUCAAAGAAAUGCAUCUAUAAAACAUCCUAUGAAUACAACAAUUUCUAUGUGGGAGAAGCCACAAGACCACAAAGUGUCAGGAUAAGUAAGCAUGAAACAUACACCAAAAAUACAGACUUUAACAUAUCACAGAUAUGCAAACAUGCCUGGCACAAUGAGCAUAGAGUAAUAUGGAAAGAUGCAUCAAUAGUCAUGAAAGAAUUUUGAACUAAAAGCAUGGCUAUUUGCCUACAAGAUCGAGGCCAAGUAAGUUACACAUCAAGUUGAAGAACAUAACUAUCAAACAACUAUUUGUUAGAAGAGCUCACUACUUCAAAAUAAUCUUUUUUUGAAAACUAUUUCUAGAAUGGAAAUUAUAACAUCAAUAUUGUAGUUUAUUUCCAUACAAACAUAUUUAACUUAAAAUAACAGUUUUAAAAAUUGUAUGAUAUAUUUAUUGUUUUUAUAAAUUAAGAAUAUUAUCAAUGUUGGCAAUUAUUUGAAAAUUAAACAAUAGAUAAUACUACUAUAGAAUAGUCUCUACAGCUUAUGGUAUAGACUUUCUUUGUGAUGUAGAUUCUUAAAAUAGGUUAACAUAUAUCUAUACACUACAAAGAUAACCACCAAUAAACUACCAAACCUAACUAUAUCACAGUUAAUUAUUCAUAGUGACCUGACAACAUGAUUAUUGCUUCAGGUUUAUUUGUUAGCUUAUUAUUAAUUAUUAUUAUUAGUAGUAUGAGGUGGCUUAGCUGCUCAUAUUAAACUACAGGGUGUUUGAUUACCAAUGAGGUCUGAAGGUCUUUAUUACUAGUAGGUGAUCAUUCUAAAGCCACUCCUAAAUCUAGCUACUCUGAGAGAUUAAAAUGGUCACUAAAAUGGUAACUGGACAUUGUCUUUAAGAGAACACCUAUACAAACUAGGUAAGGUGAAUGAAUCAUAGUACAGAAAAUGAGAACUGGAAGAAGAGACUGCCAUACACAUCCAUGCCAUUGCAAUGUGCUAAGUAAUAUGAGGCAGGAAUUCACUGGUCAAUUGAGGAUUGAACCAGAAGAGCUUCUAAAACUACCAAUAAGGAAUCUGUUGGCAUUCAUAAAGACCACAAGUAUGGUAUAAAGGUGCCAGAAAUUAAUGAGUCUUGCCAAAACUAAGAACAAGACACCAUGGUUCAAUAAAUUAUUAUUGUGAAUGUAGGAGGUUGGAGGCCUAAAUCAUAUUUUACUAGAAUGUCCUAACAAUCAGAGACCAAAACUUUGGUAUUUCCUUGAGUGUAAUGUCUAAUAUACUAUAAAAUUCUGUUCUUUUACUCCAAGUACAAGAUAGUUAAUCCUCCGAUUAUUACUGGAAAAGUCUUUACCUAUGUUAUGUAGACCUAUUAACAUUCUAUCUCAAGGGAAUUAUGUUAUAUUUAAUAAUAUAUGAGGAAAUAAUUGUAGCUAAACAGAAGAAGAUUAAAGGAAGUACUGUUUGCUGAUACAAAACACAAAGUACUUUCACUUAGUUAAAUGUGUGAAUUUUCUAUGAUAUGGUCCAAAAAAAGAUAAGAAUAAUACUAAAAAUAAUUCACUUUUGGCUACUUUUUUGGAUACUUUUCAGUUACAAUUACAUCCCUUUAAAGAUUUGAUAGGAACAUUGCAGAAAAUUUGUACAUUUACAUUGGCAACACUGUGUUGUGUAAAGUUUGACAACAAAUUGGUGACAGUUUGUGCAUAAAAAUUAUUUAUAAAUAAAAGUCUUGCUGAUGUUACAGAAUUUCAAUUAUAAACAAUAUAUUUUGUAUCUUAUUUAUAUUUUCUCUUACAAAUAUAGAUAGAAAAUCAAAAGUUUUUAAUUUGUGUUAUUACCAAAUUAACUAAAUAUUUUACAAUAUAAAAAUAAAAGUACAGAAAUAUAAAGAAUGACAUAAUGAUGAACACUCCAGUAAAUAUAGAUGGUCAAGGCCUUAAGUGAACAAUACCAAACAUUUACACUAUUUAACACUUUUGUGGAGAAUUGUGUACUUAAUUAUUUAAUAAUGAAAGUCAAUUAUUCAAGAAUCCUUGUUUGAAUUAACACAUUUAAUAACAGCACUCAUAUUUUUAUAUUACUCCUGCAGUACAAAAAAUGCAACAUAUUCGUUAAUGAUACAUAUGAAUUCAUCAAAAGUAAGUAUUUGUUGAAAUAAAAACAAGAAGGAAUACUAAAUACUUUGGGAUUAUUUUAAGAUCAGUGAGUAAUUAUAGAAACACUAAAAACAGUUUACAUUGUAAAUGAAAAAAAUAAAACAAAUGAAGCCGUCAUUAUCUCUGAAGCGCUGACUAUCUGCGUUUUAAACAAGGUCUAACGUUUUAAGAAGAUCAAGAUGUAGGAAUGUAGAUACAGCAUGUGAUAAUGUUGCAUAAGUUUGAAAGAUUAAAAUAGUCCAACUGGAAUUAAAUUGUUCCUGAAGACUCCAGUAGGUUGAUUGAUUGUUAAAAACAUUGUAUAUUAUUAAAGAUAUACAAAAAUGUAGUUUAUUCUUAAAUAAAUAUAGGUCAAAUUUCAUUUCGAAAACGUGCUCUUGUCAAGGGUGGACUAUAGAAAAAAUAGAAAAUGUUAUAAUUUAUAUUGAACAUACUAUUUCAUUUGAAAUAAAGUAUUACCUUUUAUUAAAUAACUUAACACUACACAAAAACUCUGUUAAAAGCAUGAAAAAUCAUAAUACCCCAGUUGCUAACAACACAUGACACCCAGAC
Messenger RNA from Diabrotica balteata, 6552 nucleotides. NCBI's taxonomy places the organism in Eukaryota, Metazoa, Arthropoda, Insecta, Coleoptera, Chrysomelidae. The record is from the annotation of a GenBank genome assembly.